AUGAAGUCUCUAUUUUUUGUUAAUAUUUUUAAUCCUUGUUGUUCUCGUUCAUUUAUUCAAUCAACAAUUUAUUUAAAUAAAUUAAUAGUUAGAUUUUAUAGUCAACAAGACAAACCACUUAUGUAUCAACUUGAACAUGUUCAAAAAAGGCUAGAAUUUACGACUCCAUUAAUGUUUAAAAUGAGAAUGGAUUAUACUUUCCUUAGAAAAGAUGUUUUUUUGGAUGAUCAAAUAAUGGGGGUAACUAGAAGUGGCCUUAAUGAGAUUAUGCAUCAUUUUGGAACAAUAGCUGUGGCUGGGAAUUUAUUACGGGCUAAUAUUGAUGCUCAGGCACUCAACAUUGUACCUAUAUUGGAGGAUGGAACAGUUAGGCUUCGUUGGAGACUAGUUUAUCAUAAUUGGAUUGAUUAUUUUAGCUUUAAAUCAGACAAAGAAAAUGAAAAAUGGUAUGAUGGUUACUCGAUUUUCUACGUUGACGGUGAUGGUUUAGUAUAUAAAUUUACAUUACAAAAAAUAAUGCCAGAUGAUGAAUUUUCACUACAAAAAUUUAAAGGAACAAAAGAAUUUGUUAAAAAUGUAGUUACACAAAAUGUGGCAAAUUAUAAAGAAAAACAACAAAUUGUUAAUUUAAAACAAAGCUCAAUAAAAAAUUAAUUUUAAUUUAUUUGCAUCCACGGAAGGUUUUGAUACAAAUGGGGGUAAAUUCAAAUCUGUUAUAAAUUGAUAAAUUUUAAAUAUUUUAGUUUAUAUUUUAUUGCACCAUUUUUAAUGCUUUCUACCGAUUAUAAAGUUCUAACUGAGUUAGAUACUAAUUAAAAAUUUAGAAUACAUAAACCUAUAUUAUAUGAAAGAAGUGCCGAAAUCAUAUUUUUCCUUACUUUCAUGGACUGGCUAGGAAUGGUUAAUUUUCUUGAGUGGUUGAUGUUUGUUGAUUUUUGCCGUAAGGAAAAUGGUGCAAAAGGAUUCUACACUAAUGGUUCUACACUAGUGCUGGGGGUACUUUUC
Meloidogyne enterolobii is the source of this 1005-nucleotide messenger RNA. NCBI's taxonomy places the organism in Eukaryota, Metazoa, Nematoda, Chromadorea, Rhabditida, Meloidogynidae. The record is from the annotation of a GenBank genome assembly.